UUCUUCAGAACGCGUUUUAUUCAUCCGUUCUUUUGGUUGCGUUUUGUUCCAAGCUGAUUUUGCUGGGAUGAAAAGAGAUGCCUUUUCUCUUCGUCUUUUUUUGUUUGGAUCGGUAAGAGAGCAUGUUUAGUGUAGUGGUGCCAUCCCGCUUGGGCUCUGCCGACUGAAGUUUGUUUACUGCUUGUUCAUUUUGUCUGUAUGUUCAUCAGGAUUAUGCCCUUUUGUAUUUAUUACUGUUUUCGAGUUCUGAGCUUGAUGGGAAAUCUAGUUAGUAAUCUUUUCACGUUUUACGGAUCCUAUUGGAGAAUUGGGGCUAAAGGUGAUUUCUUAUUUUUACCUUUUCAUGGUUCGAGUUACAUGUGGAGUCAUGUAAUUGCUUCUCUGAAGUAUUUUCUCGCUCUUGGAAAGCAUUGAGCAAUCAUCCUGGUGGGCAAGUUGAGCAAAGCUGAAGGCCUGUCCCUUAUUUUGCAAGGGUGGUGUUUAUAAGGAAUCACCCUUCUUCGUUGCCGGUGGACAAACACCAAAAUGGCCCAGCUGUUGCACCACCAGGAUUCCGCGUUCUAUAGCAAGGAAUUACAUGGGUGCCGAUGGGGUAUUCUUCAGUUCUUUGGAUUUCGCCGUCGCCUGCGGUCCACGAAGAUGCUAUCUGACAAUAAACACGGUCAGGGGAAAAGCAGUGGAGGAAGUAAACGCCGAAGCUCCUAUGCUCCAUUGAAAAAUGAAGACAGUGGCAUCAUGGAUGAUGAGACAAAUACUGAAGUUGCAAAAAAACAGAAGGCAUCAAAAAAGAAUUCCGGUAAGGCUAGUUUGAGGUCCUUGAUUCUAAGGAAAUUAUAUGGAAAGGAGGGUCAGAAAGAAAAGAUGCUUCCUGUUGCACCAAAGCUUUUGCGCACCAUUUCAAUACAUUAUCUGGAAAGCAACGAAUAUGUUCUUGAUGGUGAAUCCACUUCCAGUGGUGAUGGCUCUUCACAUAGUACUAAAUUGUCAAUGCAAAAUUCUAUGGACUCAACCUUGCGCCAUUCGACAUCUAGCAUCCCAGAUGGUUGUGAUAGUGAUCUAAGUUCUUCACUGCUCCUAAAAAGAGAUGACAGCCAUGUGAAGCGAAAGAGCCACCGUAGCAUUUCAAUGGAUGGGAUUCUUCACAAGGUCCCUUAUGGAAAGAAGGUGUCUGGAGAUAUAGUCAGUGAAGGUCUCCCCCGAUCAGCCUCUGCUACCUAUGAUAGGGAUGGUUUGAAACCUUAUACUGGUCCUGCUGCAAAGAGGCAUGUAAGUCAAGGUUUUCGGCGUUCACGUUCCCUCAGUGAAUCUUUGGAAAAUUACUCUCGCUUACUUGAUGCCAUUUCAAGUAGUGAAUCCAAAAGAAUACUGACAAGCUCUAAGUCUACUAGGGAUCAUUCUCUAGAUGUCCCAAGUGUUAUGACUUCAUCGCAAAGAGCUUCUGAAAUUGAGUUCCGAUCACAGGGUUUGUGUAGACUAGAUGAAAAUCAAACUGCAGAAGAUGCCUUAGCACCACAUGCUCAAGAGAAAACUGAUGUCGAUGCAGAUGCAAACGUUGCUAUGGAUGAUAUUUCUAGUGAUGUGGUUGCUGGUGAGUCUGAAAAGCCUGCUUUACUUGAAGAAUGCGUCGAUGACAAAAAAUUUGAUGUUGCGGUAUCAGCUGAAGAAGACUCCUGUAUUGUUCCUUCACCUUCAGAAGUUGUUGAUACUUCAGAAGAACAGGCAGCAACUUGUGGUAAUAACGACCAGGUUCCCUCAUCAGCUGAAGUCGAUUUGUGUGCUGCCCAUUCAAUGUCAGAAGAAGUUGACAUCCUGGAAGAACAUGCUGAAACUUGUAAUGAUGCUCAGAUCCCCUCUUCAGCCCAAGCAGAUUCAUGUACUGUUCUACUUUCAGAAGACACCGAAAUUGCAGAAGAAGAAACACCGACUUUUCCUGACAACCAAAUGCAUUCAUUCCAGUUUCCAAAGUCACCAAAAGGUACUUCUUGUGUUCCUGAUCACAGUCACGAAUUCGAAGCUGACAUAAGUCUAAGCUGCGAGCAUGAAUCUGAAAGUCCAAUAUCUGUUCUUGACGUGGCCUUCUCAGCUGAUCCUGCUAGUCUGGUGAAACACACACCGCUGGAUGAUACAUCUCUAAAGCCAAGGAUUCUCCAUUUAAAUGAUGCUGAUGUUUCAGCUGACACUACGAUUGUACAAGAAAGUGGCUUUGAUGAUCUGAAUGGCUUCCAAGUAGAUCCAAGCCACGAAGUUGAGUUUAACUAUGUGAAUGAUAUAUUCAAGAAAUCGAGCUUCUACAAUGAAAUACUGUUUGAUGAAUGGUACUCACAGAACAUCGCAGCUCUCCAAGAAGAGGAUUGCCAACACUACGAGGCCGCAGCAGCAGCAUUUGACUUCACUCAAAUGUCUGCUGAUCAGUUGCUUCUCUUCGAUUUGACAAACGAAGCAUUGCUCGACAUCUACAAGAAAUAUUCUGUCUCCAAGUCCAAAUUCUCCUGGUUCUCAUCUUCGGGCAGACCAAAACCUGUGGGACACCGUGUGCUCAAGGAUCUAUGGUCUAGAGUGAGCUCCCGUCUGGAUGAACGACCAUGGUCCAGCAUCGAAGUCGACACGAUUUUGUCGAAGGAUCUAGCAAAGAGCGACCACUGGAUGAAUUUUGAGAGAGAAGCUGAUCAUAUGGGGAACAAGGUGGCAGACUUUGUGUUUGAUAAGCUUCUGACCGAACUCGUUCUUCAGCUUGCAGAGUUUUGAGUCAAGCUAGUUAUUUUUUGGGGGGAGUUUAGGGUGUUGUGCAAAGGCAUGGAAUCAUUCUGAUGUACAUAUUAUCACAAAUUCUUUUUUGUGUCGGUUGAGGAAAACAUACUCUGGGGGGCGUUGUUGUUAGGUGUUAGGAAUUCAAUUCAUGUGCUGGAAAGUUUUGCCUGUCGGUUAAUAGUAUAAAGAAUGGAGGAGGAAACGCUUUGCUCUACUAUUUGUGUGACCUUGAAAAGGAAGUUUAUUUGUCAGGCCGGCAGAGGGGGGAAAAUUGCAGUUCAUGAAUCGAUUCAGAAAGGUUAUAAAA
Molecule: messenger RNA, 3055 nt
Organism: Panicum virgatum (switchgrass)
Lineage: Eukaryota; Viridiplantae; Streptophyta; Magnoliopsida; Poales; Poaceae
Exons: 5
Coding region: 526-2745 (739 amino acids)
Source: RefSeq, a predicted model, not a curated record